This is a messenger RNA of Acytostelium subglobosum LB1, 657 nucleotides long. RefSeq lists its product as hypothetical. The record is from RefSeq and is a predicted model, not a curated record. The annotation marks the transcript as partial. Lineage: Eukaryota; Evosea; Eumycetozoa; Acytosteliales; Acytosteliaceae. The transcript has a single exon.
AUGUUAGGACUUGGCAUCAAACAACAUAACCUGCAUUGCCUUCUCCUGUUUCAUUCAUAUAAUAGGACAGAGGAAAUAUUCAAUAUUAUCAACAAUGAAACAAUCUUUGGAAUCCCUGUCGCAUCUUCUCUCCUCAAAAGAAUACGCGACUGCUAUAAUGCUUCGAUUGACACGUCGCUAUUGCCACUGGACACCAACACUAGUGAUAUCUUUGGAUGUAUCUAUGAUGACCUGGGCACUGGAAGGCUUUAUCUCCGACAACGACGGGAUGGACUCAUUGCGUUGUAUUGUACCAAUGACAUUGUAAAUGGCACCAUCAUAACACAAUACUAUGCCCAAUUCAAUAUCGAUUAUACAGUCGGGCGUACCUCUAUACCUCUUCACAACAUCAAGUCUGUCAUCACUGGCACGUACCCUGGUUGUAGCACCGACUCGCUGAAGCCUUAUCCGACACAGUUCUGCGGUGUUGGUAACAUGGCCAAUGUGGGCAAGGCAUUCAAUUGUUCAGUCACUAGAGGCAAGGAUCUGCGUCCUGAUAUGGGAUAUUUGAUCAAGUCUACAACCAUCUUGUUCAAUGACUUACAAGUGGCGUACUUCCUUGUGUCGAACAAGAUGAUCAAAGCACACACCGAGAUUGUGUUGUGCACGCCAUCAUUA